Molecule: messenger RNA, 3022 nt
Organism: Gymnodraco acuticeps
Lineage: Eukaryota; Metazoa; Chordata; Actinopteri; Perciformes; Bathydraconidae
Gene: jhy
Product: junctional cadherin complex regulator
Exons: 8
Coding region: 59-2257 (732 amino acids)
Biological process (GO): axoneme assembly
Source: RefSeq, a predicted model, not a curated record
UGUAAAUGAAAGUCCUUCCAUGACGUCUGAGCUUUUAUAAGGAGCACUUGAAUGCACCAUGUGUGCGUUGGCGUUUCUAUGGUUACUGUUGUGUGGAGUUGUGACAGGAAAACAGUUGCAGUGUUACCAGCCUGCUGCAACGGUCGUCAAUAUAGAGGAUCCAUUCUUCACAAAGCACGCUGUCCACCUACAACAGAACAUGGAUAAAGACCUGAAAAAUGAACCGACAUCUCAAGGGUGGAAGACGGAGCAAGAGAAGCUUCCUGCUCCGAGACAGCAGUGGGACUCAGUGGAGUCGGACACUUACCAGCAGCAGAUACACCACCUAAACAAAAACACACUGCCUCAAAAGAAAAAGGAUGACAGCUUACAGGAGGGUGAAGAUGCAAGUGAUGAUGAAGCUCGAGGUCUUCUAGUUGUUGAUAGUCUUGACGUAGCAGCAAAGCACCGUGCCAAAAGCAGCCCUACCCGGACACAGACUGAGUAUUUGGACACGCAAACAAAUGAAAGAGGAGGAACAAGCCAGCAGCCCACCCAGGAUUCCUAUUCUGACCUACGCUAUGACCCCAACUGGAGGACCAACCUGAGGGGAGCCGGCUGCUUCGAUGACAGUCCACAUAUUUCUGUUGAGGAAUAUUAUCAAGCUCCUAAAGAGAAAUCCAGUCAGUCAUGUUGUGACAGACAAGGACUUGUAAUGAAAGGAGGAUACAGAUACAUCGUCAACUCAUGUCCAGCUGUUGCAGUGACUCCUCAUCUGGCUUGUGAUGAGUCUGAGCCGUACUGCCUACACCCACAAAACGCUCCCCACCAUGAGUUACAACCUCCAUCACCUGAGGCGGACCAUUCAAAGCCACCCUGUGGCAAAAAUACACUGAAAGGAUUCAGAAGGAAAAGUGUAAAUAGUUGUGACAAUGCAGGGGAAAAUAGAAGGUCAACUGAGCUCACCAAGGAUGCUACGUAUAUCCAGAGUAAGGCCUACCUCCUGCAGGAACUGAGAAGCACACAAGGAGGAACAACUCAAAUACAGCAAACUAGCACUUCCAAAUAUCCAAAGGUUUCAUUGAACAAAAAGCUAGAAAGUCUUGCAGAGGACAUCGUGGAACGCAACAAAAUGACCCUGGGGCGCAACAGCUCCAAACGUGGCUCCUAUGUGAGUGUUCAUGCACUUAAGCAGGAGAGGCCUCAUAAAGUCAAUAAGUUCACCCAGAUCAGUGAAGAAAAGAAAACCCAGCGGGAAGAAUACCCCAACCCUCAGCAGCGGCAGCAGCAGCCCCCCCCUGCCCCGGGGGUCACAGCUGAGUGGGGGGACUGUCUGAGCUCAACACUGGCCACACCAGCCUCUGUAACUCAGCCAAAUCCUCAGAAGACAUCUUCCUCACAGCCUCUGCUGCCCAGCAUCCACCUCAACAUCCACCUCAACACUUCCCAUCUCCAUCCUUUUAUCCAGCGGGGUGGCCAGGAUGACAUCAUCCAUUUGACACCUCCUCACUGGCGCCCCCCAUCUGAAGUUGGACUUGCCUUUUUCCCUGGAUGUCAACAAACGAAUCACCACCGAAUCCUGAAGAGUAGUCCUGAACAAUGGCAAAGGACAACUGCAUUACAGUGGCCCCUAUCCUGUGAAGGGGAGCAUCACAAGUGUCCAACUGAGGCCCACACUAAGCCGUUUCCACAAAACCUCCCCGGGACCCCCAACACUCUGUCCCCAGUCUCAGGCCUCGCAGUGCUGCCCCCUAUAAGAGAGUCGAUGACAGGGAGAGAGCCUGAGCCGAGCCCCGAGAACACAGAGUCUCACACUGACGGAUACAGGAAGCUCAGGACCAGAGCAACGUACAAGGCAUACAGUCUUAAAGACUACAAGCAGCUGAAGUCAGAUAUACAUCUGCGAGGCCUGGGCCCUGACUACACAGCAGCUGAACAGACAGCUGAGAAAAUGAAACGACAGAAGCUGUAUUCAAAUGUGAUCCGUGAGCAGAACAAAAGCAUAAGUAGGAUCCCCUUUCUACUGACCAAGGACCCGGAAGGCAGCGACAAGAAAGUUCCCAGGAUGAAGGCCUUGGAAUAUGCCAAGACCAUAGCCAAACCUGUGGCGUCUCAAAGCCCCAAACAGAGAGAGCAGCGGUCCGAGGGCUCCACUGAGCGCGCUCCGUACCUGGAGGGCCUGGACCACCCCCCACCGGACACACUGGAAGUCCUUAGACAGCGGCAUGAAGAAGAAAAGCAGGCUGUGGCACUCUUCAGGAGAGUCCAUGCUGUCUGAAGCAAGGAGGCCGUCUAUUUGAUAUGAGGGCUAUACUAGGGCUAGUUUCAGAUCUAUAUUAACUACCAGAAACAUAUUGGCAUGUUUUCAAAAUAUUUAUCAAAAGACAGAUAAAUAUCAUUUCUGAAAAGAUUGGCCGCCUUAGCUUCUGUGUUGCUCUUAGUACUAUAGCAUGUCUGAUCUGACAAGAAAUGCAUUGUAUGGCUGUGAUUGGUGUUUGUUUUAACCAUAGAUGCUAGAACGUAGUUUUACAAUUCUAAAGCUUGUGAGCCUAGAUUUUGGGAGUCAAUGUAGCUACACAUUGUUUUAAACUAAACAAAGACAGAGCACAUAGAAUGAACUACUGAGACCUUCUUCUUGAAGUGUACUGUAAAAAAAGGAAGGAGCAGUUUAUUUGGAACCGUGUCUCCUGACCGUUAAAGGAACUCUGAUAUUAGAUCAGGCUGCGUUCUGCCUUCUGAAUUACAGUUCUCUUCGAGCCAUUGUUGCAAUGCUUGUAUCAUUAGCUACAGCUUCAGCCUGGUGUUUGUUGUAGCGGCAUGUUGACACGUUCUCAUGGUGAAGCAGUGUGAUCGCUCUUUGAUGACAGUGACACAGUCCCAGGGAGGACUUUGGAACUUGGAAUAUCUAAUGUCUGUUCCAAAAUGCUAAACAAAACAUAUCUUAUAUUCUUUUCUUUGUACCCAAACAUGUAUAGCACCUGUGACACAUGUUCCAGUGACUGCAGUCUCUGGGAUCCCGUGGUAGAUGAAACAUUUUAUAAAG